Molecule: messenger RNA, 2349 nt
Organism: Cydia strobilella
Lineage: Eukaryota; Metazoa; Arthropoda; Insecta; Lepidoptera; Tortricidae
Exons: 2
Coding region: 247-1323 (358 amino acids)
Source: RefSeq, a predicted model, not a curated record
GAUUAUAUUUCGUUCGUUUCAUUCUUCAGAUAUUACAUUUACCAGGUAGUCCUUUAAACCUACAGGCGACUUUUGCACUAUAUUAAGAGACAGUCAAUUGACUAUUGAACUGAUUUUUAGUUCAUUCAUUCAUUUCCCUACCCUUCCCGUUCGUUCCACCCUCAUAGUUGCUCAUUCUUUUUUCGUGCACGGCGACGAGCGCACGCGCCCUUUAGCUCCUCGGCUACGACAUUAUUACCUACAGAAAUGUCGAAGCGCACAGCUAAAGACAAGUUAAAAUAUUAUCGUGAAAAAAUUAAACGUCUUGAAGAUCAUAAAAGACGAUACCGGAUAAUUUACGAUUCGUCUUCAUCAGACGAUGAAGAUGUUGUAAUGGAACAAAAUCCAUGUGGUUCCAUACCGGCUCAGGAUCCUAUUAUACAGGAACCACAGUUAAACAUCGAAAAUGCCGUAAUACCGAAACAUAAUAAUGAUGUUCCGUUGCCGGACCAUAAUAACGGGGUUCCUGUACCUGAAAAUCAGGCAGAUUUGCCCAUGUCGUCAGCUCAACCCGAGCUCGACCCGGAUAUGCUGCUGGCUCUCGGGGAAUCUACCGAGGAUACCCCCGAGUAUGGCGAAAAAAUCCACGAUAAUUUAUCGAAACUUUGGUUACCGUUACUCAAAAAAGGUAUGACGAAUGAAACCAAAGAUAAAAUCAAAAAAGACUAUUUGGUUCCCGACAACUGUCGAUUGUUACAAGCACCAAAAUUAAACGUGGAGAUUUCAGCAGCCGUACCCGAUAUGGUCCGGAACCGAGACAAAAAUCUGGCUGCAACGCAGCAACAACUCGGCCACGGGAUCGCUGCCGUCAACAGGGCCAUGGAUAUUCUAAUUAAAUGCGUCGAUGCCAACGGAAUCGAAGCUAUGAAACACCUCAGCAACGGCUGCCGUAUUCUGUGUGACCUCCAUGCGUCAUCUACUCAGAGCCGCAUAAAACUCAUUACACCUAGUCUCGAUAAGACGUUCUUGCAAGUUAUUCAAGACACAGAACGUGAUGAUACCCUGUUUGGUAAUAAAUUGUCCGAAAAUAUUAAGGCAGCGAAGACCAUUGAAAAACAAGGUCUCCAAAUCAAGAAAACGUCCCCAAAGAGACCUGCGCCGGCACGGCCGUCGACAAGUCGAGCGUCGUACUCGGGAAACUGGUCAGCGCCCCCUCGUUAUGCGUCGAACAGGGGGGGGCGGAGAGGUGCUCGCAGGCAGACGAAUUACACCAGGCGGACGUUUCAUGUUCCACAGCCGGCCAAGACAACCCCCGCGACCAAGACACCUGCCCAGGCACCGUAACGCAGGUACAUGCCGGCCGAAUAAGUCAUUUUUAUAACUGUUGGUUAAAAAUAACAACGAACGACAUGGUUUUAGAGUGGGUCAGAUAUGGCUACUCAAUCCCAUUUAAUUCGGACGUAAAGCAAACAUUUGUUCCAUCAAACACGCUUGAACAAAGUGAAAUAGCUGAUAUGAAAUUAGCUAUACAAAAGCUGUUAGAUUUAGGAGCCAUAUCUGAGUGCCCUAAAGUCACAAACCAAUACAUAUCUAAGGUUUUUCUUGCCCCGAAACCUAACGGAGGAAAGCGUUUUAUCCUAAAUUUAAAAGGUCUCAAUAAAUUUAUUGCUCCCUGUCAUUUUAAGAUGGAGGAUUAUCGCACGGCCUCAAAACUCAUUCCUCAAAAUGGUUUUUUAGCCUCAAUAGAUUUAACAGAAGCAUAUCUACUUAUACCUAUAAAUAUAAAUGACAGAAAGUACUUGAGAUUUCAAUUUAAUAAUUUGACAUAUGAAUUUACAUCUAUGCCAUAUGGGUUAUCUGUAGCCCCUAGAGUAUUCACUAAGAUAAUGAAAGAAGUGGUAUCUAAUUUGAGAUCUCGAGGUCUCAAAUCUGUCAUUUAUUUGGACGACAUUCUGUGCAUAGGAGAUACCUUUCAAGAAUGUCUUAAUAAUGUUAAGGAAACCUUAAAGCUAUUACAAUGUUUAGGAUUUGUUAUCAAUUACGGUAAGAGUUCUUUACAUCCUGAACAGACUUGUAAAUUUUUAGGGUUUAACUUUCACACCCAAAAUUUGACCAUUGCCUUACCUAAGGAUAAACGAAAUAAAAUUGCACAAUUGGUUCGUAAAUUUCUAAGGCUGCCUAAAUGUACCAUUCGAGAGUUUUCACAACUCAUCGGAGUUUUAGUGUCAGCCUGCCCCGCUAUAAAAUAUGGUUGGGUUUAUACAAAAACCUUAGAAAGGCUAAAAUAUCUCGAGUUAUUAAAAAAUAACGAUAAUUUUGAUGCAAAAAUGAAACCUUCUAGUUCCAUAUUAGACGAUCUUAACUGGUGGU